UCUUUAUUUAUAGUACUAUGAAUCUGUACUACCAUACUCUUCUUCCAUAAACACCUUUCACUGAGCACUUACUCUCUUUCUUUCACUCUCAAAUCACAACCUGCAUUUAUACAAACAGAAUCAUCAUUCUGCUUAUAUUAAGUGCUUAAAAUUUAAGUUACCUACCAUUCUUUCUUCAUGGCUUUUCAACUGAUAUUUAUGUUUGCUAUUUUAUUCUUUAUGGUUCCUUCAAGCAAUGCCUAUUGGCCACCUUCACCUGGCUACUGGCCAAGUUCCAAAUUCAAGUCUAUGAGUUUUUACAAAGGUUUUAGAAAUCUUUGGGGUCCUCAACACCAAAGCCUUGAUCAACAUGCAUUAACAAUUUGGCUUGACAGAACCUCAGGAAGUGGAUUCAAGUCGGUUCGUCCUUUUCGAUCCGGAUACUUUGGUGCUUCUAUUAAGCUUCAUCCUGGCUACACUGCAGGAGUUAUAACAGCUUUUUAUCUGUCUAACAAUGAAGCACAUCCAGGAUUUCAUGAUGAAGUAGACAUUGAGUUUCUAGGGACAACAUUUGGAAAGCCUUAUACUUUGCAAACAAAUGUUUAUAUAAGAGGGAGUGGUGAUGGGAAAAUUAUAGGCAGAGAAAUGAAGUUCCAUUUAUGGUUUGAUCCUACUAAAGAUUUUCAUCACUAUGCUAUACUUUGGAAUCCUAAGGAAAUAAUAUUCUUAGUGGAUGAUGUGCCAAUAAGGAGGUACCCAAGGAAGAGUGAUGCAACAUUUCCACUAAGACCAAUGUGGGUUUAUGGUUCAAUUUGGGAUGCUUCAUCAUGGGCAACUGAAGAUGGAAAAUACAAAGCUGAUUAUAGAUACCAACCUUUUGUUGCAAGGUACACCAAUUUCAAGGCUAGUGGUUGCACAGCCUAUGCACCACUUCGGUGCCACCCGGUCUCGGCCUCCCCGUAUCGAUCGGGUGGAUUGACCCGACAACAACAUUUCACUAUGAGAUGGGUUCAAAGUCAUCACAUGAUUUAUAAUUAUUGCCGAGACAUUAAAAGAGACCAUAGACUAACACCUGAGUGUUGGAGUUAAAAGUUGAAGAAAAAUAUUACUAAAAUUGAGCUUGAUUUUAGCGCCAGACACAUUGGUGUGAUUUGUUGUAUUGUUAUUGUCUUUUAAUGUUUUAUGAGAUGAUCAUUGUUUCACAACAAAGUUGGAAAAGUUGUGUGGAUUAUUUUGCUUAUGUUAGGUUUCUCUUUUGGCUUAGAGCAACGAAAAAUGGAGAGAAAUUAAUAACAUUAUUGUUCAA
Molecule: messenger RNA, 1285 nt
Organism: Cicer arietinum (chickpea)
Lineage: Eukaryota; Viridiplantae; Streptophyta; Magnoliopsida; Fabales; Fabaceae
Product: probable xyloglucan endotransglucosylase/hydrolase protein 32
Biological process (GO): xyloglucan metabolic process; cell wall biogenesis
Cellular component (GO): cell wall; apoplast
Molecular function (GO): hydrolase activity, hydrolyzing O-glycosyl compounds; xyloglucan:xyloglucosyl transferase activity
Source: RefSeq, a predicted model, not a curated record